UUAACCUUCUAAAAACGAUUUGAAAGAUAUUAAAUGAAUUCUAAAGUAACCGUUCCCUGUUGCAAAUUCAUUUUUGUAAAAAACUCGAGUAUUGGUAAAAAGUUGAUGUUAUUCAAAUAAGUAUUAGUUCUACGUAUUACGUAUUGAUAAAAUAAAUUACAAAUAGAAAAAAGUUCUGAAACAUAACCUUAAAGCAUAAAAAAAUGUAAUUUGAUUAUAAAUAUUUGUAAAUAAUGUCAGGUUUAGGUUUAAUUAGUACUUACAGUUCCGAUUCUGAAGAUGACGAAGUUAUUCAGGAUAACGGUAAUAAAUCCAGCGAAGUUUCUGAGCGUUUACCUUUGCCUGCAAGCAUUACAACAUGGAGAGGUGUUCCACAUCACGAUGAUAUCAAUGAUGAUCCAUUAGAACACGAAGGAAGAGUAAGAAGUUUCAAACAUGAACGUGGUAACUGGGCUACAUUGGUUUACAUUGAUUAUAAACCCAGCGAGACUAUGCUUUCAUGGAUGUUAUCAGUAUUAAAAGAAGUACCAAUUGAAUGUAAUAUAUUUCCUGAGCAAUUCCACAUUAGUGUAACAAGGACUUUAAUUUUAAAAUACCAUUGGAUCGAAUCCUUUGUAGAAGAAAUUAAAAAAUUAUGCAAUAAAACCGACCAAUUUAAUUUAGAACUUUUGAAUAUACGAGCAUAUCUUAACGAAGACAAAACACGUACAUUUCUUGGGAUAGAAUGUGUAGAUUACAAAAAUAUCCUUGCACAUUUCAUAAAGGACCUUAAUCAGUUUCUUGCAGAGUAUGAAUUACCAGGCUUUUAUGAAGACUCAUCCUACCAUAUUAGUUUUGCGUGGUGUCUUGGUGAUGAAAUAGCAAGGUUAAAUGAUCUUAUACCUUCCUUGACCAUCAAGUUAAAUCAAUUUUUAGCUGAUCACACAGAAGACAGAAGUAUAAAUGUUAAUAAAAUACACCUCAAAAUUUCAAACAAGUUAUAUGUAUUCAAAUUAAGGCAAUAAAGAACAUAUCUUGUUAUAUAUUAAAUGUUACUUUUUUUUUGCAUUUGGAUUUGUUAUGGGAU
This is a messenger RNA of Colletes gigas, 1066 nucleotides long. Its product is annotated as U6 snRNA phosphodiesterase. Gene Ontology annotation, biological process: U6 snRNA 3'-end processing. NCBI's taxonomy places the organism in Eukaryota, Metazoa, Arthropoda, Insecta, Hymenoptera, Colletidae. The transcript is spliced from 4 exons. Gene Ontology annotation, cellular component: nucleus. Bases 234 to 1004 code for a protein of 256 amino acids. Gene Ontology annotation, molecular function: 3'-5'-RNA exonuclease activity. The record is from RefSeq and is a predicted model, not a curated record.